This is a messenger RNA of Serendipita indica DSM 11827, 3597 nucleotides long. NCBI's taxonomy places the organism in Eukaryota, Fungi, Basidiomycota, Agaricomycetes, Sebacinales, Serendipitaceae. The record is from the annotation of a GenBank genome assembly.
AUGGCGUCUUCCUCCUCGACGGGAAACUCUCAAGCGGCGUCGACUACGACAAACGCACCACGAACAAAACUUCCUGCGUUAGCCGCAUACAACAACGCCCUCGUCCUUCUACCACCUCUCGAAGUUGCCCGCCGUCUUGCUCCUUUCCGCGCUGUCCACGACAAAGCAGGCACACGAUGGACAUCCCAUGUCACAUUUAUUUUCCCCUUUGUCGAAGAUCGUCAUCUCGAUACUACUCUUGCCACCCUGCGUCCCAUCGUCAAUGCAUUUGAGCCAUUUGACAUCUCGCUCACCUCUGUGGGGAGGUUUGCCAAACCAAGUGGUGAUACAGUUCACCUGUGUCCAGGAAAGGGGAUAAAGAGUCAAGAGGAGAAUAUCCAGCGACUCUGGAAGGCCGUGGCGUCUGCUGUCGGAUACAAAGGUCGUGCAUUCGUGCCGCAUAUGACGAUCGGCCAAGCUCCGAAUUCAGGUGACCAACAUGCCUUGGAAUUUCUCAACACAAAGGCCGAUGCCUUGCUGGAGAGCGUAAAGGAUAUCAAAUGGACACUAGGUAGUGUCGUGGCUAUCAAAAAGGACGAAAAGGAUGGUGGCAUCAUGAAGUUUUACGAUGAGCUCUUCCUCCAAGGAUGCUCAGAAAUCUCCUAUCAACCUGGCCCGUUGAGCCAGCACAUCUACCUUUCACCUUCGGGAAAUUGGCAAUGGAGUACAGACAUUAUACCCGAAUCUCUCGCCACGUUGCCAGAGGACCUGUCCAUCGCGACCUAUAACAUCCUCCAAGACCCUUUGAUUCCCAUCGUUCCUCGCAUCCCCCAGCUUAUUGACACAAUCCUCGAGGCAGACGCCGAUAUCAUCACCUUACAAGAGGUGACUGAUGAAUCACUUCGGUUGCUUUUAACGCCUCGUAUGGCGGUUUACCGGUUCAGCUCGCGCGAUCCGUCGGUCGUCUGUGAGAAUGGGCGAAAUGUACUCAUACUUUCAAAGUACCCAUUCACUUCUCGUAGUCUCGAUACGGGUAACAAGCACAAACCCGCCACCCUAGCCAUCUUUGAUCUACCAUCGUCCUCGUACACUGGAUCAAAGUUUGUGCUGGCUGCUGUACAUCUCAGUGCUGGCCAUGCCUCGGCUCUGCUCGAGCAUAAAGCGCGAGAACUGACGAGCGUCAUUCAGUAUGUCCAGACGUACCACCCGAACGAUGAAGUGGUUAUCGCCGGGGAUACAAAUUGGCCGCAUGGGAUCAAAUGCGCUCCAAUCGAGGAGAAUCAGGCGUUCACGGAUGUGGCUACAGCCCUUGGCUUUGAGCAGCCGACGUACGAUCCUAGUUCAAACGCUCUCGCUGCAAAGACGGUCAAGGAGAAUAAAAACGCACACCGGUACGAUAGGAUAUAUAUCCGAAAGAAUUCAUCCUGGAAUAUCAGCGAUAUCGGGCUCUUUGGAACCCAAGAGGAUGCACCAAGUGACCAUGCUGGUCUCAAGGUGCAUCUUCAACGGGAAGAUGUCACCAAAAACCCACAUACCAUCACAACUUCGACUUUGCCGAACCUCUCGACGUCUUUUGAACAUGAAAGUCAUGAAAAAAGCGAUCCGGAGCAAUCUCUUGGUUCAUGUAGCAUCACAGAAAAGGAUUUGAACGACUCAUUUACAACCUACGACUGGUUACCGACUACUGAGCAGGAGCAGAACAUGGCAGCUGCGCUGGAGCUCGUUCGACAGGUCAUUUGCGCUCCAGUUGAACGCUCAUCUCAAGCACAGGAAGUCACACAGGGCGCACACGAUCAAAAUUCGUCCGAGACGGUGCCGGAACGUGCAACACCCCGUCCAGAUGUGGUCCUCAAGCUGGAAGCGGUUGGAAGCUAUGCACUCGGUGUGCAUACGUGCGAGUCGGACAUUGACUGUCUCGCCGUAGGCAAUAUCUCGCCGCAGACGUUUUGGCUGCUAGCACGUUCGAGACUGCUUGCACAGGCGAAACAGCAGACUGGGACUGGGACGACGGUCGUCAAGCUUAGGAGAUUUGUCAAGGAUGCUGCUGUACAGAUGAUGGAACUUGAGGCUCAUGGGAUCAAGAUUGACUUGCAGUAUUGUGUUGCGCCAAAGCUGGUCGAACGGUGGUCGGAGAUUCCGGAGAUUCCCGUCGAUUCGCCGCUUUUCGCGCUACCAGCCUCUAGCCUCGUAACUCUCAGCGCAUACCGAGACGUUCUCAUUCUGCGACGGGUCAUUCCUUCGCUCUCUGCGUUCGUCAAAGCUCAUCGAGCACUCAAGCUUUUCCUUUCCCGCCGAGGGCUCGUUGGCGCACGAUUUGGAUAUCUGGGCGGAUUUCAUUUGACCCUCUUACUCACACGUGUGGCAAUCACCCUUCCCCAUUCGGCCGGCAGGAGCGCCCCCCAUCUAGUCGAAGCGUUUCUUCGAGAGUAUGCAGUGUGGGAUUGGACCCAGGACACUGUACACCCUAUCCCUGCAGCAGCUGCGGUGGGAACGGGUGCAUAUAAGCGUGUCGUGCAAAGGGAGCCCAUGGCGGUCUUGUCCAUCUCGAAGCCGCAGAAGAACAUCGCGUCAAAUGCAAGCUGGAACUCUGUCGCCUCUCUCUCGCAUGGCCUUCAAACUGCGAAUGCGACACUCCAGAGUGGGGGCACUUGGCUAGACGUCUGUGGAACGAACCCAUUGAAAAGCUUUAUCGACGAAUAUCGCUCCUUUGUGAAGAUUGAAGUUCACUAUUGGGGCGGCGAUUGUAUGCAAGGCCGCGCACUCAUGGGAUGGCUGGAAUCAAAGAUUGUCAGCCUUCUUGUCCAGCUCCACAUGACGGUUCCAGAGGUUACAGCAAGGCUUUGGCCACAGCGGCUUGUCGACGAGUCCGUCGUGGACCCAAAUACUCGAGACCCCAAUAGCUUCUAUCUGCUUGGGUUGUCAUUGUUCUCGCAAGGCGACGAACAAACGGCUCGACGGUCCAGUGGUGAACUCGAAGCUGCACUUCUGAACGCCCUGCGUACAUUUGAACAAAACGUGCGCUCAAACGAGAAAUAUUACAAUGCCGCCAGCACAUUCAUCUCUGUAUCACACGCCAAGCGAACUCAACUGCCGUCAUCAGUCUUGGUCGACCCCUUCAAGUGGGCCGAUAACGGCAUUGAUCUUGCGGACGAGGGAGAUUUGGAAGAGGAGCUCGAAGAGUAUGCAUUGGAAGCUGCUGCACCGGGUACAACACAGUUGCUGUCGAUUGGAUUGUCGGAAGAAGCGGGCGACGACUGGGAAGGUUACCAUAUCCCUUCGUCCUCCCAGCGUAAACGUGCGGCUGCUGCAAAAGCUAAAGCAAGAGUUACACCCCACGUUCCGGCCGGCAAGCUGCGAACCAGCACGGAUGUUUACAAUCGCUUGAUGUGGGAUGCAACGGGGAAUGUGGCCAAAGACGCGUAUGUCAUUGGGUACGAGGAUCGUUUCAAAGGUAUCAAAGAGACACCUCUCACCGCCUGGAAACGCGAAGUCGAAGACGAGUCCUUCAUUCCCUUCCAUCGGGUGGUUUAUUUCAAGCGGCUGACGGAUAACGUACACGUCUGGGACCGCCGUACGAAGAUAGAUCUAGUCUUCGGAAGUGGUGCAGGGGCUUCGUAG